AUGUCUACAGAAGCUCCCCACCCCCGCGUUGGCGUCGCCGCCCUCAUCUACAACCGUGAAGGCAGGUUUCUCACUGGAAAGCGGAUAGGGAGCACCCUUCAGUUACCAGGUGGCCAUCUCGAGUACGGCGAGAGCUUUCUCACGUGCGCAGAGCGAGAAACCCUUGAGGAAACAGGCCUCAAGGUCAAGGCUCUCCAGCAUAUCGCCACUACUAACGAUGUAUUUGAGACAGAGAAGAAGCACUACAUCACAAUUUUUGUGUCCUGCCAGAUGGUCAAUGAGGGUGACCAACCCCAGAUCCUUGAACCGCAGAAGUGCGAGGGCUGGUACUGGAAGUCAUGGGACGAUCUCAAGAAGAUUCAUGCUACGGAAAAUAAUGGGGAAAAGUUGUUUUUGCCUUUGAUCAAUCUGUUGGGGACAGCGGAUUUGGAAGAUUUGAAGCUCAAGAUGUAG
Molecule: messenger RNA, 453 nt
Organism: Fusarium subglutinans
Lineage: Eukaryota; Fungi; Ascomycota; Sordariomycetes; Hypocreales; Nectriaceae
Product: ADP-ribose pyrophosphatase
Exons: 3
Coding region: 1-453 (150 amino acids)
Biological process (GO): dGTP catabolic process
Cellular component (GO): cytosol
Molecular function (GO): 8-oxo-7,8-dihydrodeoxyguanosine triphosphate pyrophosphatase activity
Source: RefSeq, a predicted model, not a curated record